ACUAUGUUGCCCAGGCUGGUCUCAAAUUCCCAGUCUCAAGUGAUCCUCCUGCCUUAGCCUCCCAAGUAGCUAGAACUACAGGCACAUGCCACCACACCCAGCUAAUUUUUUUAUAUUUUUGUAGAGACGGGGUCUCACUACGUUGCCCAAGCUGGUCUCAAAGUCCUGGGCUCAAGCAAUCCUCCCGCCUCAGCCUCCCAGAGUGCUGAGAUUACAAGUGUGAGCCAUGGCGCCCAGCAGAAUAGACUGGCUUUGAUAGUGAAGAAGGCCCUUCAGAUUCUGGAAAUUGCCCAGGGUGGGAGCAGGUGGCAGAUAAUGUUUGUUGUUUCCAUAACACUGAUGUUUGGGGACACUGGCAAAUGAAGAGCUCUCCUGGUGGGACAUAGGGCCAGCUGGCCUGUCUGCAUUUCACCGGGUAAAGACAGUUUGCGCCCUGCAGGUCAGAAAUCAGAGGGCCAUCUAUUCUAGGCUUCUAACCCAUGAAUGAUUGAGAGUACAAGAUGGAUUGGUGCGUACCUCCAAACUGCAGGCACAGCGGAACCAUUUAGGUGGGAACAGCAGGCACCGGAAAGCAGUCACAGUGAAAGCUCUCCCCACACAUGCAGAGGUAGAGGUCUGAUCGGCUGAAGGGAAGAAGCUAUAACGAGUGAAAGAAAGCCAGCGUUUAGCCACUGGACAUCAAUCACUUGAUAAAUAUGAAAUGCUGAUUUAUGGAAGACACUUGCUAAGCCAGGGUAUACAAGGAAAUAUGAAGUGUGUCCCUGCCCAGAGGAACGUGGAAGACACAGAAAGAUGCCAACACCACCAGCUGGAUCCCGAGCAUUGCAAGUCCAGAUGCAACGGGAGCCUGGCUCGAGGGAAGACGAGAUCCGGCUGGGAAGUGUAGAAGUCACACCCCAAUGGCGGGAUAGCAGCCCCUGUGUGUGAGCACCCCUCCAUGCCAGGAGGAGGGCCAGAGAUGGAUGACUACAUGGAGACGCUGAAGGAUGAAGAGGACGCCUUGUGGGAGAAUGUGGAGUGUAACCGGCACAUGCUCAGCCGCUAUAUCAACCCUGCCAAGCUCACACCCUACCUGCGUCAGUGUAAGGUCAUUGAUGAGCAGGAUGAAGAUGAAGUGCUUAAUGCUCCUAUGCUGCCAUCCAAGAUCAACCGAGCAGGCCGGCUGUUGGACAUUCUACAUACCAAGGGGCAAAGGGGCUAUGUGGUCUUCUUGGAGAGCCUGGAAUUUUAUUACCCAGAGCUGUACAAACUGGUGACUGGGAAAGAGCCCACUCGGAGAUUCUCCACCAUUGUGGUGGAGGAAGGCCACGAGGGCCUCACGCACUUCCUGAUGAACGAGGUCAUCAAGCUGCAGCAGCAGAUGAAGGCCAAGGACCUGCAACGCUGCGAGCUGCUGGCCAGGUUGCGGCAGCUGGAGGAUGAGAAGAAGCAGAUGACGUUGACGCGCGUGGAGCUGCUGACCUUCCAGGAGCGGUACUACAAGAUGAAGGAAGAGCGGGACAGCUACAACGACGAGCUGGUCAAGGUGAAGGACGACAACUACAACUUAGCCAUGCGCUACGCACAGCUCAGUGAGGAGAAGAACAUGGCGGUCAUGAGGAGCCGAGACCUCCAACUCGAGAUCGAUCAGCUAAAGCACCGGUUGAAUAAGAUGGAGGAGGAAUGUAAGCUGGAGAGAAAUCAGUCUCUGAAACUGAAGAAUGACAUUGAAAAUCGGCCCAAGAAGGAGCAGGUUCUGGAACUGGAGCGGGAGAAUGAAAUGCUGAAGACCAAAAACCAGGAGCUGCAGUCCAUCAUCCAGGCUGGGAAGCGCAGCCUGCCAGACUCGGACAAGGCCAUCCUGGACAUCCUGGAACACGACCGCAAGGAGGCCCUGGAGGACCGGCAGGAGCUGGUCAACAGGAUCUACAACCUGCAGGAGGAGGCUCGCCAGGCGGAGGAGCUGCGGGACAAGUACCUGGAGGAGAAGGAGGACCUGGAGCUCAAGUGCUCGACCCUGGGGAAGGACUGUGAAAUGUACAAGCACCGCAUGAACACGGUCAUGCUGCAGCUGGAAGAGGUGGAGCGGGAGCGGGACCAGGCCUUCCACUCCCGAGAUGAAGCUCAGACGCAGUAUUCGCAGUGCUUAAUAGAAAAGGACAAGUACAGGAAGCAGAUCCGCGAGCUGGAGGAGAAGAACGACGAGAUGAGGAUCGAGAUGGUGCGGCGGGAGGCCUGCAUCGUCAACCUGGAGAGCAAGCUCCGGCGCCUCUCCAAGGACAGCAACAACCUGGACCAGAGUCUACCCAGGAACCUGCCAGUAACCAUCAUCUCUCAGGACUUUGGGGACGCCAGCCCCAGGACCAAUGGUCAAGAAGCUGACGAUUCUUCCACCUCGGAGGAGUCACCCGAAGACAGCAAGUACUUCCUGCCCUACCAUCCGCCCCAGCGCAGGAUGAACCUGAAGGGCAUCCAGCUGCAGAGAGCCAAAUCCCCCAUCAGCCUGAAGCGAACAUCAGAUUUUCAAGCCAAGGGGCACGAGGAAGAAGGCACGGACGCCAGCCCCAGCCCCUGCGGAUCUCUGCCCAUCACCAACUCCUUCACCAAGAUGCAGCCCCCCCGGAGCCGCAGCAGCAUCAUGUCAAUCACCGCCGAGCCCCCGGGAAACGACUCCAUCGUCAGACGCUACAAGGAGGAUGCGCCCCAUCGCAGCACAGUCGAAGAAGACAAUGACAGCGGCGGGUUUGACGCCUUAGAUCUGGAUGAUGACAGUCACGAACGCUACUCCUUCGGACCCUCCUCUGUUCACUCCUCCUCCUCCUCCCACCAAUCCGAGGGCCUGGAUGCCUACGACCUGGAGCAGGUCAACCUCAUGUUCAGGAAGUUCUCUCUGGAAAGACCCUUCCGGCCUUCAGUCACCUCCGUGGGGCACGUGCGGGGCCCAGGGCCCUCGGUGCAGCACACGACGCUGAACGGCGACAGCCUCACCUCCCAGCUCACCCUGCUGGGGGGCAACGCGCGAGGGAGCUUCGUGCACUCGGUCAAGCCUGGCUCUCUGGCCGAGAAAGCCGGCCUCCGUGAGGGCCACCAGCUGCUGCUGCUAGAAGGCUGCAUCCGAGGCGAGAGGCAGAGUGUCCCGUUGGACACAUGCACCAAAGAGGAAGCCCACUGGACCAUCCAGAGGUGCAGCGGCCCCGUCACGCUGCACUACAAGGUCAACCACGAAGGGUACCGGAAGCUGCUGAAGGACAUGGAGGACGGCCUGAUCACGUCAGGGGACUCGUUCUACAUCCGGCUGAACCUGAACAUCUCCAGCCAGCUGGACGCCUGCACCAUGUCCCUGAAGUGUGACGACGUUGUGCACGUCCGUGACACCAUGUACCAGGACAGGCACGAGUGGCUGUGUGCGCGGGUCGACCCUUUCACAGACCAUGACUUGGAUAUGGGCACCAUACCCAGCUACAGCCGAGCCCAGCAGCUCCUCCUGGUCAAACUGCAGCGCCUGAUGCACCGAGGCAGCCGGGAGGAGGUGGACGGCGCCCACCACACCCUACGGGCACUCCGGAACACCCUGCAGCCGGAAGAAGCGCUUUCAACAAGCGAUCCCAGGGUCAGCCCCCGUCUCUCUCGAGCAAGCUUCCUUUUUGGCCAGCUCCUUCAGUUUGUCAGCAGGUCCGAGAACAAGUAUAAGCGGAUGAACAGCAACGAGCGGGUCCGCAUCAUCUCGGGGAGUCCGCUAGGGAGCCUGGCCCGGUCCUCGCUAGACGCCACCAAGCUCUUGACCGAGAAGCAGGAAGAGCUGGACCCCGAGAGCGAGCUGGGCAAGAACCUCAGCCUCAUCCCCUACAGCCUGGUGCGCGCCUUCUACUGCGAGCGCCGCCGGCCCGUGCUCUUCACGCCCACCGUGCUGGCCAAGACGCUGGUGCAGAGGCUGCUCAACUCGGGAGGUGCCAUGGAGUUCACCAUCUGCAAGUCAGAUAUCGUUACGAGAGAUGAGUUCCUCAGAAGGCAGAAGAUGGAGACCAUCAUCUACUCCCGAGAGAAGAACCCCAACACAUUCGAGUGCAUCGCCCCUGCCAACAUCGAAGCUGUGGCCGCCAAGAACAAGCACUGCCUGCUGGAGGCUGGGAUCGGCUGCACGAGAGACUUGAUCAAGUCCAACAUCUACCCCAUCGUGCUCUUCAUCCGGGUGUGUGAGAAGAACAUCAAGAGGUUCAGAAAGCUGCUGCCCCGGCCUGAGACAGAGGAGGAGUUCCUGCGCGUGUGCCGACUGAAGGAGAAGGAGCUGGAGGCCCUGCCAUGCCUGUACGCCACGGUGGAACCUGACAUGUGGGGCAGCGUAGAGGAGCUGCUCCGCGUUGUCAAGGACAAGAUCGGCGAGGAGCAGCGCAAGACCAUCUGGGUGGACGAGGACCAGCUGUGAGGCAGGCGCCCCGGGCGGAGAGACACUGCGGUGCGGGGCAUCCUAUGAGGCAGGCGCCCCGGGCAGAGAGAUGCGGUGGAUGCGGGGGGAUCCUGUGGCCCACAGAGCUGCCCCAGCAGAUGCUCUGCCCCACCCGGUGAUGGAGCCCCGGGGGGACAGUCGCGCCUGGGGAGGAGCAGGUGCAGCCCAUUCCCCCAGCCCUGGCUGACCUGGCCCAGCAUUGUGGCCCUGCUGGCCUUAGCAGGGAGACAGGGGAGCAAAGGAUGCCAAGCCAGAGGCCCGAGGCCAGCCGGCCUCUCGAGAGCCAGAGCAGCAGUUGAAUGUAAUGCUGGGGACAGGCGUGCUGCUACCAGUAGGGCGGGGACCCAGACAGCCAGGUGACUACCAGUCCUGGGGACACACUCACCGUAAACACAUCCCCAGACAGGACAGAUCGGGGAAGGGGUGUGUAUUUCUCUUGCAUUAAAAUGUAUUAUUAUUUC
Molecule: messenger RNA, 4884 nt
Organism: Symphalangus syndactylus (siamang)
Lineage: Eukaryota; Metazoa; Chordata; Mammalia; Primates; Hylobatidae
Gene: CARD11
Product: caspase recruitment domain family member 11
Biological process (GO): positive regulation of canonical NF-kappaB signal transduction; regulation of apoptotic process
Cellular component (GO): cytoplasm
Molecular function (GO): CARD domain binding
Source: RefSeq, a predicted model, not a curated record